Coccidioides immitis RS is the source of this 2517-nucleotide messenger RNA. RefSeq names its product formamidase. NCBI's taxonomy places the organism in Eukaryota, Fungi, Ascomycota, Eurotiomycetes, Onygenales, Onygenaceae. Gene Ontology annotation, molecular function: hydrolase activity, acting on carbon-nitrogen (but not peptide) bonds, in linear amides. Bases 80 to 1321 code for a protein of 413 amino acids. The transcript has 5 exons. The record is from RefSeq and is a predicted model, not a curated record.
GUGCUACUAAUCCAACUACUCGUCUCUAGUCACUAGCUUUUAUUGCUAAACAUAUAUAACUAUACCACAGUCUGCCAUCAUGGGUCGAGAAGCAAUCCGGACGGCGAUGCACGUUGAUCGCAACAAGCCUGCGGCAGAGCAACCGGGCGUUCACAAUCGUUGGCAUCCGGACAUCCCCGCCGCUGCAACCAUCAAAAAUGGUGAAACAGUGAAAAUAGAAUGCCUGGACUGGACCGGUGGACAGAUCAAAAACAAUGACUCUGCGGACGACGUGCGAGACAUUGACCUGACUGGAGUUCACUAUUUAACCGGCCCAUUCCACAUUGAGACUGCCGAACCCGGCGACGUUCUCCUGGUAGAGAUCCAGGACAUCCAACCAUUCCAGAACCAGCCAUGGGGCUUUACUGGUGUGUUUUCAAAGAACAACGGAGGCGGUUUUCUAUCUGAAUUCUACCCGCAGGCUGCCAAGGCAAUAUGGGAUUUUGAGGGCAUUUUCUGCUCCUCGAGGCAUAUCCCUGGCGUUCGUUUUGCAGGAUUAAUCCACCCGGGCAUUCUUGGCUGUGCGCCUUCCGCCGAAAUUCUAGCCGAAUGGAACAGGCGAGAAUCAGAACUCGUCCAAGAGUAUGGCUCAGACACGGUUGCGAGGCUUCCUGAGCCUCGCAAUGCCCAUACAGGUUCAGCAGAGGGCGAGGUCCACGCACGGAUCUGCAGAGAAGGCGCAAGAACUAUCCCAGGCCGCCCUGAACAUGGCGGAAACUGCGACAUUAAAAAUCUCAGUCGUGGUUCCAAGGUCUAUCUCCCCGUGCACGUUCCCGGCGCCAAAUUCUCCGUCGGUGAUCUCCAUUUCUCUCAAGGUGAUGGUGAGAUCUCCUUCUGCGGCGCCAUCGAAAUGGCAGGAGUAAUCACGAUUAAAUUCAACGUGAUCAAAAACGGCAUGGAGCAGAUAGGCAUGAAAUCACCGCUCUUCCACCAGGGGCCUGUGGAGCCUCAAUUUGGACCCGGUCGGUAUCUCACAUUUGAGGGUUUCUCUGUUGAUCAUAACGGAAAGCAGCAUUACCUAGACGCGACGGUGGCAUAUCGGGAGACCUGUCGUCGGGUCAUUGAGUACCUAAGACGGUAUGGGUAUAACGAUUACCAAGUGUACCUUCUCUUGAGCUGCGCGCCGGUUCAGGGGCAUAUUGCCGGCCUGGUUGAUGUUCCGAACGCGUGUACAACGCUAGGCUUGCCGAUGGAUAUUUUCGAUUUCGAUAUCAGGCCGGAAGUGCCAGCCCAGAAAAGGAACAUGGGCAGCUGUGCAUUCGCAAGUGAUCAUAAAGCGUAAAGCACAGAGUGGCUAGCUGUAUUUGCUUUAUUUAUUCUUAUAAUUCUUUUUUUUUUUUAAAUGAUUGAUGUGGUUGAUCCAUGAUUUAUAUCGAGUCACUCGAGUUAAGAUUGUAAUUUGAGAUUUCUAUGCUUUCCGUUGCUUACGCUCUCUGAAAGCGGUCCAUUGGAGGAUAACGCAGAUUACCAUGUAAUUUCCGAGGCCAGAUUUAUAACACCUACUCCAUUCUACUCCGUGAAUAAUUGAGCGAACCGAGAAGCUCGGAUCGAGACCAUCUGCUCUAGAGUGCUAAUCCCGGGGAGAGACAAGAGUCACGGCAGAAGGUAUCCAUAAGAAAGAUUUUAGCAAUGGAGCCACAUUCAAGAGAAGAACUUCUUGACUGCAGCUCUCUGUUUGCGAUCCUGCUCUGCGAUGUGUUUCUUAACCCGAGCGAUUUCGUUAAUGAUGGCGGCAUCAUUAGGCGCGAGCUCCAACGCCUCUUGUAGAUCCUUAAUUGCCUCUUCCUCUUCUUUCAAUCCGCAGCUAGCGAUAGCACGUCGGUAGUGGGCUUUCGCCUUAUCAGCAUCCUUGGCGUCAGCAUCCUUCGCGGUGUUGAUAGCGUAGCCAGCCCAAGAACGACCGUCGGCGAAACGCUUGAGUUUGUUGGCAAGGAGCGCGGAAUUAGAAUUCAAUGUGAAUCUUAAUGCUGCAAUUUGUGAUGGAAGUUCUUUUGCGUCAGAAUCGGACGGCUCCGGAGCCUCGUUGAGAUAGCGGAUUCCCUUCUGAUACUUCUCUAGACCAAGCUCGACAUCACCGGCUUUGAAAGCCUUAUUUCCGAACUCCUUGAGAUCGACAGCAAUCUUGUAAUACUGAGCCAAGGAUAACUCUUCUGUGAUGUCUUCAGGGUAAUCCUCAUAUGUAUCACCAGUAGUGUCAACAGAACGCUGCGUGGCGUUCUUGUAGUCAUCCCCAGUAAGUUCGCCGCAAUCAGUAACUUUAACAUCCAUGAGAGGUUUGUCGUUUGGAUUGGUCUUUUGUGACUCAAUCUUGCGCACAAUGCUUCGGCCAUUGAUCACCUCUCCAAAUACAACAUGCUUUCCGUCAAGGUGGGGAGUUGGGACGGUGGUCACGAAAAACUGGCUGCCAUUGGUGCCGGGACCAGAGUUGGCCAUCGACAACAGGAACGGGCGGUCAUGUUUCAGGUCGAAAUUCUCGUC